Rhododendron vialii is the source of this 2590-nucleotide messenger RNA. Its product is annotated as putative F-box protein At3g16210. Gene Ontology annotation, molecular function: protein binding. Lineage: Eukaryota; Viridiplantae; Streptophyta; Magnoliopsida; Ericales; Ericaceae. The coding region runs from base 55 to 1380 and encodes 441 amino acids. The transcript is spliced from 2 exons. The record is from RefSeq and is a predicted model, not a curated record.
UAUAUAAAUACACACAAACACUCGCCUAAAAAAUCUGACUAUCUCCUCCUGGCAAUGUCACAAUUUGGGAGCUUGCCCCUAGAAACUGUGGUUGAUAUCCUUGCAAGAUUAUCAAUCACAUCGCUUGGGCGAUGUAGGUGCGUUUGCAAAUCAUGGCACUCCUUGAUCGCCGACCCUUUCUUCAUCAACAAACAACUCUGUGUUAAUCGCCACGGACGUUAUAUUGACGGUGAUCGUAACCAUUAUUUCUUUCUUGAUUCAAUAUUUCAAAGGGAUUGCAGAAAUUCCUCGUCCCGCCAUGAGCCUUACUUUUAUUCUCGUCAUUCUUUGCAUUGCUUUGAAACCUUUGAAGAGAGUAAGCGACUCCAAUUCCCGACGGACAUUGGGGACUUCAGCAUCCAGAUCAGUUCUUGUAACGGGGUACUAUGCCUCCUUCGCUGUCACGAUCGAGGUUAUUCCUAUACUAUAAUUUUGUGGAACCCUUCGAUUAACAAAUUCAAGAUCCUCCCAAAGCCCGGCGGCCAGUUCGAAACUUCAUCCCCUGUUGAUGUGUCCGUCGGGAUAGGGUUUGUCCCUCGAACAAACGACUACAAGGUGGUGCGCCUUAUGGAUAUGACAAGAAAUUCGGACGUUUUUUAUCGCCCGCAGAUUGAGAUGUACUCCUUGAAUACGGAUUCUUGGACAACAUGGACAGGUACUUAUGAUGUUCAAUGGAGGUUAUGCAGGAAAACUUCCGAUGCAUCCGUCAAUGGAGCCGUCCAUUGGACAGCAAGGAAGACUACUUGGUGUGAUGAUGACGACAAUGGCUCACAAUUGAUCGUUUCGUUCCAUUUGGCGGAUGAGGUUCUGAGAGAAAUAUGUCUGCCCAAAUGUCACUGUGGCCUCCCUAAUCGGAAUCAUGGGUUUAUUUCAGUCAUAUAUGAAAAACUUGCUUUUACCAUUGAUUGUGGAGAUGAAGAUUUGUUUUAUCAGAAAGUCUGGGAAAUAUGGCUAUUGGAGGAUUACAACAACGACAGGGAAUCUUGGACGAGGUUUCGUACCAUAACUAUGGGUCCUACAUGCAGGAACAUGGUACCUGUACAGUUUCUCAACAAUGGUGAAUUUGUCGUCUGCUCAGGGAUGGGCAGAUUGAUCGUAUUUGACCCGAAAACCCAACAAAUUGUUGCUAAGGAAUUGCGUGGCUCGGGAUUCAUCGUGGUUAAUUACACACAGAGUCUUGUUUUGGUUAAUGAAGGAACUGAUGCCCCAAGUACUGAAAUGUCAAGUUUGGCUAAGGAGCUAAAGGAGUUUGUGAUGGGCAAAUGCGUUGCUACUCUCAGGAAAUUCUCUGGACGCAUGCAUCGUUAUAUUACACAGAAUUUAAUAGAGCAUGGAAGAUGACAUGCAUGAUGCAAGAAUAUUACUUUCUCUUCUUCCACAUUUUGUGUGGCGCCCCGUUUUUUUUUCUUCUUCAGAUCUCGUUCCUCCUAGGAAAUCGCGGGAGAAAAGCCUUGAAGAAAUAGAAAGAGUCUAAUGAUCAAGCCCAAGAAGAAAUAGAAAGACCAGAACUGGAGGGACAACAGGAGGAAGUUGAAAGGAAUGUAAGCAAUUGUCAAAUGGCCCUGUUGUGAUUGAACCCAAUGGAAACUUCAGACUUUCUCAAUCGGCAGGUAUUGAACUAGCGGUGGAAUUGAACCCCAAGUAUAUAUAAUCAGGAAAACAAUUUAGAAGCCAAGUAUAUGAAGAGUGCAUGAGUACUUCUAAUUAAUGGAGCUAGCUAUGAUGAUGGAGAAUCUAUUAAUGCUACGCAAGAUCGAGCUACAACAGGACGUAGUGGACAGAGAACUACUACAGUCUACUCUCUCAGUUGGCACUAUUCUGGGCAUCGAUUACACGGACACAGAUGUUAUGAGAAUGAGAAAAAUGAUUGAAACAAGAGGCUAAAGGAGUCCAAUUAUUUCAGAGGAAUAACAGGUUUGCACCACUUCAGAGAAACUAGCUGGACGACAUCGAAACCAUUGUGAGGUUUAUCCUUUAAUACUUUCAGUUAUGAAAAUAAUUUCUUGGACCAUAAGGGGUUCGGGAAGCUUAGUUAAAAAAAAAAGGUUUUCGUCGAAGCUUAUAAAGGAAAGGGAACCUGAUAUUUUAUUAGUCCAGGAAACAAAGACAGAAAAUUUAAAAGUAGUGUUAUCCAAAGGAUGUGGGGUAAUUCUAAUAAAGAGUCUGCUGAAUCUGGAGUUCAAGGGAGUUCAGGGGGGAUUUUAAUGUUCUGAAAGUGCUGUGAUGUUUCUGGUGGUUGGCGCUGUUCAAUAAAUUAGUGCUAGUUGUUUCUAACGUUUUGGAAGUGCUGUGAUGUUUCUGCUGGUUGCUGCUGCAAUAUAGUGGUGCUAGUUGCUACUAAACGACUGGGAUGCAAAGUUUAGUUCAGGAUUGUUAGAACUGUGGUUCAUAUGUUAAGUAUGAAGAGAUACUAAAGAGUUCUAAAAAUAGGCAAGUUGCCUGAACGGAGCGGAGAGGGAGCGAAGCGCAACGAGUGGAGCUGAGCAAAGUGAGGGCAAUUGGCCCAUAGCUGGUCCAGCAGAAAGGGUUGGGGGGUGCGAGGCCAAAUACC